AUGAUCAGAAGUAUAUUGAAAUAAGUUAAAGGAAAUUUGACCAAGGGUAAUAGCUUCAAUGCUAAGUUAAAUGAAAUCCCAGUCAGAUGUUUUUCUAGCUCUACUGGCGAGGGUAAUGAAGGCGACGCUCCUAAGAAUUAAUAAGAAUAGCAACAAUAAAAGGAUUAGCAACCAUAACAACAACAACAGCCUUUAUAAAACUAAGGAAAGAAUUAGAAGUAAUUUGAUAACAAGAGAAACUUCUAAAAUAACUAAUAAGGAGCAAAUGCUGACAGGAAUGCUGAUAAAUAGAAAAAAAAUUUCACACCAUUUAAGCAGCAAUCCAACAAUCAAAAUUACAGAAAGAGGGAAGACGGCGAAUCUGAUCAACAAAAUCAAGGAGGUUUCCGUUCUAACUCCUAAAACCAACAAAAUUCUACUGGAUUUACUUCCAGCUAAAACUAGAGAAACUAACCUAAGAAGGAAGUCCUCUCAUUUAACUUAAAAAAAGCUGAAGAUCAAUCCAAUAGAGAUUCAUCUAAUUAGCAAGAUAACAAGCAAAGACCUCAACGUCCUUAAAGAGAAAACUAAAAUGACCAAGCAAGCGAAUAAUCUGAAGGUUAAUCUUACCAAAAGAGCUCUACUUCUUCUUAUGGUAGUGAAGGAAUGUUUUUGAAUUAACUUUUUAAAAGCGAACAAAACAAAACUGAAAAGUAGAAGGGUGCAAACUAGCAUUAAUAAUUAAUGAAAAGAAUUAAAAGCUAUGAAUAGAAUGGCAAUCCCUCAGAACAAGAAAUGCGUAUGGCUAUCGAAUGUUAUAAUUCUUGUGGUCUUUACGAUAAGACUAUUGCAACCUUCUAAACCUACAAGGAUAAUUUUGUAAAAGGUAAAUAAGGAGUUAGUUUGAAUGAAACUAUUUUGAAUUCUGUAUUUGAGUCUUAUUUAAAGAAUUCUAGCUCUAAGUUCAAUGAUGUCAAUGAAUUCUUCCUUAUACACUUUGCUUAAACAAAAUAAUUAAAGCUUAUUUACAAAGAUAACAUUCAAAACUACAUCUCUAGAGUGUGCAUCGAUCCCUAUUUAAAUUUAUCUCAACGCAUUGAAUUCUUAUCUGAAUUCGUUAACAUGUUUACCAACUCCUAAGAUGCUGACUCUUUAGUCACUUCUUCUUUUAACAACAUUGAUCUCUCUUCAUUAUCAAGCUUGUUUGGUAAUGCUGACACUUAGUAGUAUAUUUAGGCAUCUAAGACUCUUGCUACUUUGAUGAAUUUAAGCAUUUAACAUAACAAAGGAUCUUUCAAUUAACUUGGCAAAAACACCGAAUUCAACAAAGUUCAAUUCGAAAUUAUUAAUACAAAGAAGAUCUUCAACAACCUUUUGAAUUUAAAGUAAUACGAAAUCUGCAGAGAAAUAGUUGAAGCUCUAAGCAGAGGAAAUUUACUUCACUCUCACACUUUCACUAGCAAAUCUAGCGAGCAACAAAAGUAUAUUGACUACAAAGACCUAAUUAAAUUCUCUCUUGACUUCUAGGUCUCUGUUAAUUACUGGAUUGAUGUCAUUGCAAAGAAAGUUGAUUUUGAAUCUUUCACUUAGCUAUUUUCAAGCGCUAUCCUCGAAUUAAGAAUGAAUCAAAAUCCCCCAAAAGUAUUCUCCAUCGAACAAGUUUAUGAUUUCUUCUACAAUAUUUCAAACUACGGUGCACUUAAUCCAACUUAAGUUUAUAUCUUGAUGGAUAUUUCUAUUUACUUGAAGGAAUAUAAUUUGGCUAUUGAACUCUUCACUCACCACUAAAAAUAUACUAAUAGACGUAGAGAUAAUUUUGUUUAUGAGAAGAUGAUUUAGGUUGUUAAUUCAAUCAAUUUAAGAUAAUAAGCUGGUAAGUCUAACAAGGACCACGUUCUUUAAGCUUACAGAAAACUCUACACUGAAGCUGAAUAAUAGACUGGAAAACCAAUUGGAUUUUUGAAUUCUAAGAUUUACGAAAUUAAGAGUUGCAUCUUAGACUAAAAUCACGAUAGUGCUUAUUCUAUUUUCAAUGAUCGUUUCUUGAAGGAAAGUAUUGCUAACUACUAAGCUUUGAAGAUGAAAUACUUCUUAUUGCUUUUACUUGAAAAGUAAGACGAAAGAGAUUUGUAAUAUUCUGAAAUUUCUAUCAACAAGUUCAUCAACGGAUUAGCUCCUAAAUAACUUAUUCAAAUUUGGAAUGACGAUAGAAACGAUACUUAUCUUGCUAAGUAACUUGCAAAUAAAGAAAACGACUACAAUGAAUUUGUUAAGCGUAUUGAAGUUGAAAAGUACUACUCAAUUAUCAAGCGUGAUAUUAACAACGGCUUCUACACUAUUGAAGAUCGUAGACAAAAUAUGGAUGUAAUGAUGAAUGAAUAUGAACGUUACGUUAUCGAUAACUUCGAAGUACUUGAUCCUGAAUAUACUCUUGAUGGUAAAUUAAAGGGAGCAGUCCUUGACGGUAUUCUCAAAAUUAGAAAAUAUGAAGAAGUCCACUUAAAGAAGGAAGAAAGAAGAAAAGAAAAACAAAGUAAGAAAGGAGAAAAAGAAAGUGACUCAUAAACAAGCUAAGCUCUCAUUCAACAUUAAAAAGAAAUGGAAGAUACUCAAAUUGAAAUUAAUAAAAUCCUCGGUAGACCAAUUGAUACUCCUGUUAAUGUUCCUGAGUUAUAUAAAAAGUAUGAUACUGAAGACAAAAUGAAUAAUAAAUAUAUUGAAAGAUACGUAAAAAAUCUUUAACAAAAUGAAUUCAAUAAAGAAGGAAGACUUUAUAAAAUGAAAUUCAUGAAUCUUGACCAAUAUAAGGAAGCUUCUCAAUGCUAUCCUGAGUUGGUUGAAUAGGCCGAAAUCCUUGCUAGACCUCAAAUUCCAUCUGAUGUUAAUUUAGUCUUUGAACUCAUGACUUGGGGUGCUGAAAACCAACAACCUCUCGCCAUUCAAUUGGGUGAAAUUUAUUGUGACUUAAACGGAAUACCUGUUCCUAGCUCAUUGGUUGAAAAGAUUAACAAAGCAAUCGAUCCCUACAAUGACAAUCUCGAUUUCAUAAACCAAAUCACUAGUGCCAAGAGAUUAAUCGGUGAUAUUAAUAGAGAAAGAGUUUAUCAAACUUAUACUCACUUCUCUCAAAAGCCUAAGUUUGCUGAACAAGUCAACUAACUUGGUGAAGAAGAUAAAUACAGAGACGAAGCUACUUAUGUUUUGCAAUAAGAAUAAGCUGCUUCUAGACUUACUAAGUACGGAAUUCCUAAAAAAUAUAUUAUGGAAUAACUCAAGGCUUGA
Molecule: messenger RNA, 3261 nt
Organism: Tetrahymena thermophila SB210
Lineage: Eukaryota; Ciliophora; Oligohymenophorea; Hymenostomatida; Tetrahymenidae
Exons: 6
Source: RefSeq, a predicted model, not a curated record